UUGUGCGUGUCACGGUCGUUUGGCGGACCAGUCACGUUCCUGCAACCCCCGACUCUGCGUACAAGAGCCUGGCGUGGCUCCUCCCACUAUACACCGCGCUCUCAGGUGUAGGUCAAGAUCCUACACUGUGUAUAAGAUGUGGAUAUCGAGGAGUAUAUCAAGCAAGGAGUUAAUGGAAUUACUUUAUAACACAACUACGGUAUGGAUAUACAACUACACUCCUCGCCUAAACUUACUGUGCAAUCAGAUGUGGUUGACGAUGCUAGCUUUCCAAUGAUUGCAGAGAAACACUUAGCAGCUGAUGACACACACAACAUCUUCGGUUCCAAGAUGCUCGUUCGACGGCUGAGAAGGUCUUGUAAGAAACUGCUGCUGUUGUUUAUGAUAGGAGUUACUGUGUGUCUUGGAAUUGUCUUACAUACAUCACCACAGAGUGUUCAUCUUGAUCAAUUACAACAAGCUUAUGAGGAGUUUCAGUCUCACGUGACCACGGGAUUAAGGCAUCAAGAAAAUGAAAGACUUGAAGCUGGAGAUAACGAUGAAGAUGAUGAUGAUGAUGAUGAUCCUCGCGAUGAUUCGGCCAAAGCGAAGCUAGACGCCAUCUUGAAUCUUCCGUGGUUAUUUAAUAAACAAGCGGCAGAUCAAGCAAGAAAAGACAUGAAACAGUACUUCAAUCCUUAUGACGUCAUCACCAUGACAUCUGAUGACGUCUCCACUGGGCAGCUGCGACGUUUUUAUUUGUCAAAGAAACUUAACGUCAACCUCGUACCCCCGGGUUUGCAUCGACUCCUGCCGAAGCGGUUACUAUUCCACAAUCAGCAUUUCAAGAAAUGUUCUCUGGUCGGGAACAGUGGCGUUCUACAAAACAGCACCUGUGGGAACGAGAUUGACUCUUCGGAUUUUGUAAUCAGGUGCAAUUUUGCUAGCGUUGAAGGCUACGAGAAGGACGUGGGUACGAGGACGGAUGUUGUGACCUUUAACCCCAGCAUUAUAGAAAAAUAUAAAAGACUUUCCAACAAGCAGGAAUCGGCACGAUUCGAGAGUGACUUGAGGAAGUAUGAUGGGAAAUACGUGCUUUGGGUACCAGUCUUUAAUCGGCAGUACGUAACCUUUACCAUUAGAACUUUACUUGACUUCUUUGAGAGGCAUCUUGGGAACCUUAAGAAUGUUCAACUUGCAUUUCCUGGUAAUGUAUUACCAGACAUAUCAGAUUAUUGGGCUUCACAGGGCGUAGAUGAAGAACGAAUAAGCACUGGUCUGUUAAUGUACAACAUGGCGAGCGCCCUCUGUGACGAGAUACACAUGUACGGUUUCUAUCCUUUCCCAGAAUUUAACGGGAAACCCAUUCCUUACCACUACGACCACCCGUCGGAUCGUGUGGGGAAAAAGUUCGACUAUGGAUACAAGCGAUAUCAUGAACUACCCGAUGAAUUUGUUUAUCUGAAGAAGUUGCAUAAGGCUGGAGUUGUAAAACUACAUGUUGGUGAAUGCCCGAAUGUAUGACGGUUUCAACAUUCAAAUAAUGAAUGCUAAAUUGCUGAAGAGAUGUUGUAUUCAUUUACGAGUCAGAGUAGACUUGAUUUCAAGUCUGAGAUCGUGGUUAUUCAGCAACAACCACGCAAAACUCUCACGCAGAUUUGAUAUCAAACGCCCAAACUCGCAAUCUAAAGGCUAAUGAUAGAGGUUUUUACACAAGAGGGCGCUGUUUCAGGCAAGAAUGUAUUGGCUUUCGGGUGGACUGAGCCCUUUUCGAAACCACGGCUUCGGUUUGGAUUCGGCUCAGGCUAUGCUUGGCCCCGCGGUUGUUACGACGAAAAAAUGCGCGGGCUCUGCGUAUGCUCAGGGCUUCAGACGAGUUAUACGGAGCCUGAAGCCGAAGCCGUAGAUUCGUAAAGGGCCUUAAAGCCACGAUGGAAACAAGUCUAGAAUCAGGGUGGUUCUCCAAACGAUCUAUUGGACCGCACAUUAUCAUACUGAAGUACACGCGGUACCAGUCUGUAGAGGCGUGGUGGUAUCUCCCUUUACCACAACGGGAUGUGUGAUUGGUCUAUUAUAGACCUUUCUAUUGACACGUAUUGGGUUUGGAAAACUUGCAGAACAUUUUAAAAAAAAUUCACAAUAUCUGUUAAAGGGACAAUGUACUUUUCGUAUGACAAAAACACAAUGUCCACAGAUUUACAUUAAACUUACACAGUUUGAAGAUAAUGAUA
Asterias rubens (European starfish) is the source of this 2210-nucleotide messenger RNA. RefSeq names its product sia-alpha-2,3-Gal-beta-1,4-GlcNAc-R:alpha 2,8-sialyltransferase-like. The transcript has 5 exons. Gene Ontology annotation, molecular function: alpha-N-acetylneuraminate alpha-2,8-sialyltransferase activity. NCBI's taxonomy places the organism in Eukaryota, Metazoa, Echinodermata, Asteroidea, Forcipulatida, Asteriidae. The coding region runs from base 202 to 1503 and encodes 433 amino acids. Gene Ontology annotation, biological process: N-glycan processing; oligosaccharide metabolic process. The record is from RefSeq and is a predicted model, not a curated record.